GGCUAGGCUGCGCGCGCGGGGCGGCUGGCUAAACUUCACCAAAUAAUAGCUGGCUGGGCUUUGGCUGCCGCAGGAGCCAUUUUAGGAUGGACAGUGAAAAAAGCAGAGGAUCGCAAGAAAAGAAGGGGUGUUCUUGUGGAAGUAACAUUCAUCCUCAAGUUGAUGAUAAUGAAAAUACAGAAGAAAGAAAAGCAGCUGUCUCAUUCCCUGAUGUCUGGCGCCUCACUCCCUUGCGAGUACAAACCCCAGGCCCCCUUUGCCAUCAGCGCCGAUCGGGAGGACCUGUGUCCCCACGUGAACAUUGCAGACUUGGCCAGUCACUACCAGCGCCCGGAGGAGGAGCCCGGCGAGGCUGUACAGAAGAGGACGCCAUCCCAGAAUGGCAUGCAGGACAGUGGGGGUGGAGGCACCGGGGUGAAGAAGAAACGGAAGAAAAAGGCCCCGGGGGAGUUGGAAGUGGGGGAGAAAGGAGCCUUGGAGAGAGAAAUGAAACCAAAGAGGAAGAGAGAGCCCAAAGAGCCAAAGGAGCCCAAGAAACCCAGGGAGCCCAAGAAACCCAGGGAGCCCAAGCAGAAGGAGGCAGCCAAGAAACCCAGGAAACCCCGGGAGGCCAAAGCCCCCAAGGAGCCUAAGGAAAAGAAGAGCAGCACUGAGCCGGCCCCCAAGGCAAAGCCCAGAAAGGCCAGCAAGGAGCAAGGACCAACCCCUGUGGAGAAGAAGAAGAAAGGGAAAAGGAAAAACGAGAUCCCAGUGGAGAGUUUGGAAUCGGAUCAAGGCCUCCUGAGCCCAUCUCUGCAGAGCCCCGAGGAGUCUGCUGAGUCGGCCGACAGCCAGAAGCGCCGUUCAGGCCGCCAGGUGAAGCGGAGGAAGUACAACGAGGACCUGGAUUUCAAAGUGGUGGAUGACGAUGGCGAGACGAUAGCAGUGCUGGGAGCUGGGCGAGCCUCUGCGCUCUCCGCGUCUACGCUGGCAUGGCAGGCAGAGGAGCCCCCUGAGGAUGAUGCCAACAUCAUUGAGAAGAUCCUCGCCUCCAGACUGGUGCAGAAGGAGGUUCACCCAGGCGGCCUGGCCUAUGAGAUGGAGGAAUUCUACGUCAAGUACAGGAACUUCUCCUACCUGCACUGCAAGUGGGCGACGCUGGAAGAGUUGGAGAAGGACCCCAGGAUCUCUCAGAAGAUAAAGCGCUUUCGGAACAAGCAGGCCCAGAUGAAGCAUAUCUUCACGGAGCCUGAUGAGGAUUUGUUCAACCCAGACUACGUGGAGGUGGAUCGGAUCCUGGAGGUGGCUCACACGAAGGACUCUGACACCGGGGAGGAGGUGACCCACUACCUGGUCAAGUGGUGCUCGCUGCCGUACGAGGAGAGCACCUGGGAGCUGGAGGAAGACGUUGACCCCGGAAAAAUCAAAGAGUUCGAGUCCUUGCAGAUCCCACCAGAGAUCAAACAUGUGGAGCGCCCCGCUUCCGAGUUCUGGCAGAAACUGGAGAAGUCACGGGACUAUAAGAAUAGCAACCAGCUGCGGGAGUACCAGUUGGAGGGGAUGAACUGGCUGCUCUUUAACUGGUACAACAGGAAGAACUGCAUCCUGGCGGAUGAGAUGGGCUUGGGGAAGACGAUCCAAUCGAUCACCUUCCUUUCUGAGAUCUUCCUGAUGGACAUUCAUGGUCCCUUCCUCAUCAUCGCGCCGCUCUCCACCAUCACCAACUGGGAGCGGGAGUUCCGCACCUGGACGGAGAUGAAUGCCAUCGUGUACCACGGCAGCCAGAUCAGCAGGCAGAUGAUCCAGCAGUACGAGAUGGUGUACAGGGACGCGCAGGGUAACCCUCUUCCAGGGAUCUUCAAAUUCCAUGUGGUGAUCACCACCUUCGAGAUGAUCCUGGCCGACUGUCCCGAGCUGAAGAAGAUACAGUGGCGCUGCGUGGUCAUCGACGAGGCCCAUCGGCUGAAGAACAGGAACUGCAAGCUGCUGGAGGGGCUGAAGCUCAUGGCUCUGGAACACAAGGUGCUGUUGACCGGGACGCCCCUGCAGAACUCAGUGGAGGAGCUCUUCAGCCUGCUGAACUUCCUAGAGCCCCAGCAGUUCCCCUCGGAGACGGCGUUCCUGGAGGAGUUCGGGGACCUGAAGACAGAGGAGCAGGUGAAGAAGCUGCAGUCAAUCCUGAAGCCCAUGAUGCUGCGGCGGCUGAAGGAUGAUGUGGAGAAGAACCUAGCGCCCAAGCAGGAGACCAUCAUUGAGGUGGAGCUGACCAACAUCCAGAAGAAAUACUACCGGGCCAUCCUGGAGAAGAACUUCUCCUUCCUGUCCAAGGGCGCCAACCAGCACAACAUGCCCAACCUCAUCAACACCAUGAUGGAGCUGCGCAAGUGCUGCAACCACCCCUAUCUCAUCAAUGGGGCGGAGGAGAAAAUCCUGGAAGAUUUCCGUAAGUCGCACAGCCCAGAGGCGCUGGACUUCCAGCUGCAGGCCAUGAUCCAGGCGGCUGGCAAGCUGGUGCUGAUUGACAAGCUGCUGCCCAAGCUGAUCGCCGGUGGGCACAAGGUGCUGAUCUUCUCCCAGAUGGUGCGCUGCCUGGACAUCCUGGAGGACUAUCUCAUCCAGAGGCGAUACACCUACGAGCGCAUUGACGGGCGGGUGCGUGGGAACUUGCGCCAGGCUGCCAUCGAUCGCUUCUGCAAACCAGACUCAGACCGCUUCGUCUUCCUCUUGUGCACCAGGGCAGGAGGCCUGGGCAUUAACCUCACAGCUGCCGACACCUGCAUCAUCUUCGAUUCGGACUGGAACCCACAGAACGACCUCCAGGCGCAGGCACGCUGCCACCGGAUCGGGCAGAGCAAGGCCGUGAAGGUCUAUCGCCUCAUCACCAGGAACUCCUACGAGCGCGAGAUGUUCGACAAGGCCAGCCUCAAGCUGGGCCUGGACAAGGCCGUGCUGCAGGACAUCAACCGCAAGGGGAGCACCAAUGGGGUGCAGCAGCUCUCAAAGAUGGAGGUCGAGGACUUGCUACGGAAAGGAGCGUACGGGGCUUUAAUGGAUGAGGAAGAUGAAGGCUCCAAGUUCUGCGAGGAAGAUAUCGAUCAGAUCCUGCAGCGCAGAACCCAAACGAUCACUAUCCAGUCGGAAGGGAAGGGCUCCACCUUUGCUAAGGCCAGCUUUGUCGCUUCAGGGAACAGAACUGACAUUUCCUUGGAUGACCCCAACUUCUGGCAGAAGUGGGCUAAGAUAGCAGAGCUGGACACGGAUGCGAAGAAUGAAAAGGAGAGCUUAGUGAUCGACAGGCCCCGUGUCCGCAAGCAGACCAAGCACUACAACUCCUUCGAGGAGGAUGAGCUGAUGGAGUUCUCGGAGCUGGACAGUGACUCCGACGAGCGGCCCACGCGCUCGCGGCGCCUCAAUGAGAAGACGCGGCGCUACCUGCGGGCCGAGUGCUUCCGCGUGGAGAAGAACCUGCUCAUAUUCGGCUGGGGGCGCUGGAAGGAUAUCCUGACCCACGGACGGUUCAAAUGGCACCUGAACGAGAAGGACAUGGAGAUGAUUUGCCGGGCCCUCCUGGUCUAUUGCGUCAAACACUACAAGGGAGAUGAGAAGAUUAAGAGUUUUAUCUGGGAUCUGAUCACUCCGACGAAGGACGGCCAGAACCAGGCCCUGCAAAAUCACUCAGGGCUGUCAGCCCCAGUGCCCAGGGGCAGGAAGGGGAAGAAGAUGAAGAACCAGAUGCUGCUCCCUGAGAUAAAGAACGCGGACUGGCUGGCCAGCUGCAACCCCGAGAUAGUCCUGCACGAUGACAGCUACAAAAAGCACCUGAAACAGCACUGCAACAAGGUGCUGCUGCGGGUGCGAAUGCUCUACUAUCUGAAAGCUGAAGUGCUGGGAGAGGUGGCUGACAAAGCCUUCGAAGGGAUCCCGGCCAGGGAGCUGGACGUGCUGCUGCCGGACAUCGACUACAUGGAGAUCCCAGUGGACUGGUGGAAUGCAGAGGCCGAUAAAUCGCUGCUUAUUGGAGUUUUCAAACACGGUUACGAGAGGUACAACGCCAUGCGAGCAGACCCAGCACUGUGCUUCCUGGAGAAGGUGGGCAUGCCAGACGAGAAGCUGCUGUCUGCGGAGCAGGGCGUCAGCGAUGGGGCACAGGAUACUGCAGAAAGAGGAAACGUUGAGAAAGAAGAGAACAGCGGAGACAGAGUGGAGGGGCUGCCACAGCAGGAGGACUCUGGGAAUUUGUGUGGAGAAGCUGCCGAGAAGCAGGAUGACAAUGUGGCAGCCCAGGAUGGCUCCGACUCAGACAGAUCCUGCUGGCCUGUCUCGUCCGCCCUCACAGCCAGACUGCGGCGGCUCGUCACCGUCUACCAGCGCUGCAACCGCAAGGAGCUGCCCCCCCGAGCCGAGAUGCUGGUGCCCAGUAACCAUGGCUACUGGCUGCAGGAGGAGAUGUUCAGGAGAGCUGCUGAGAUGGACCCGGUGAACAAGGAAAUGCAGAAAAGAUGGACGAGAAGGGAGCAGGCAGAUUUCUACCGCACUGUCUCCUCCUUCGGGGUCAUCUAUGACCAGGAGAAGAAGGCCUUUGACUGGACCCAGUUCCGAGCCAUUUCCCGCUUGGAGAAGAAGACAGAUGAGAGCCUCGAGAAAUACUUCUACAGCUUCGUGGCCAUGUGCAGGAACGUCUGCCGUCUCCCCCUCUGGAAAGAGGACGGUCCACCUGAUCCCAGCAUCUAUGUUGAGCCAAUCACUGAGGAACGUGCUGCAAGAACGCUGUACCGGAUUGAACUUCUAAGGAAGGUCCGGGAGCAAGUGCUCAAGUACCCGCAGCUCCAUGAGCGGCUCACGCUGUGCAGGCCCAGCCUGUACCUUCCUGUCUGGUGGGAGUGUGGCAAGCAUGACCGGGACCUGCUGCUUGGCACAGCCAAGCACGGACUGAACCGCACUGACUACUACAUCAUGAACGAUCCUGAGCUGUCAUUUUUGGACGCGUAUAGAAACUAUGCUCAGCACAAAAGAGCAGGUGCCCCAGGCCCAGAGAACCUGUGCUGUCUCCAUCAGAUGAACUCCAAACUCUACAGCUCCCCUUCGUACUGCCAGAUGGAAAGGACCUGUGAGUCCCUGGAGAACGAAGCUGAGUGCCAGAUCAAGCUUGAAAACCUGGAGGAUGUGCUCUCCCGGGCGGAGGGCAGCCCUCAGGACACGAGCUGCGACACAUUCCUGUCGACAGUGCGGGACAUCAUUUCCAUGAACUGUGAUGAGAGCUCCUUGCCGGACUCUCUGAUGUGCAUGAUGUACGAGGAGAAGGCGUGUCCCAGUGAGCACAGCUCUCUCGCCCGUGACAGCCCCAGCUGCACACAUGUCAGCAACAGUGCUGCUAAAUUUGCUGAGGGCAAACUAGAUGGGGAUGAGGACCCAUCCAGCUGUGAGGCUGAGGCCAUCAGAGAGACCUCCUUCCUGGAGAGCUUGCAGAUGGGCUGUGACCAAAUGGACAGUCCCAAUGAAGGCAGGGAGCUUUGGCCCUCAGCCCCAGCCAGCCAGCCCUCCAGGAGUGUCCCCACCGAGAUCAGUGAUGCCUUGCAGCGGGCCAGCCCAGGGCCUGGGUCACCUGAGCUCACCAGUGCGGAGGGGGUGAUCAGCCUAGGCCUGUACGGGCCCAGUCUCCAUACCUUGGAGAUAAAGAUCCCACCGGAGCAGAGGUUCAUGGGCCUGUUACACGAGAAAGGCUUGGAGGAUAAAUCAGUGCCAAGUCAGAGCCACAGCGAGGAAGAGGAGGAGGAGGAGAAUUCUGAGAUGGCAGCAGAUGUUGUAGAAGCAUUGAGGGGCACCCCGGAGGCCAGGACUGAUGGGGACCCCAAAGCUAAUGCGCUAGCGGGGGAGGAACCUGGUUCUAGCCUUCCUGCUCCUAAGAACACUUGCCCAGAAGUGAAUGGUGAGGCAGAGCUUUCAGGACAGGUGGCAUCGCAGUGUAACAGUGGGGCAGGGGAUGGGGAGGCCGACCACAAGAGCGCUGCAGAUCACUUGCCAGACUGGCCCAGGAGCCUCCCCCCAGCACCCAGCCCAGCUGCAGCUGCUCAGCCGAAGCUCCCGAACGCUGGGCCCGCCAGCAUGGGAGGGGAGCGCUGGGAAGCUGGCUCUGCUGCGCAGAUGGGGGGCGGUGUGGCCUGGCACCUGGAAGGGCACAAGCCGAAGCAGGAAGACGAUGAAUGUGAGAACAAAGACGAGGAAGAGAAAGAGGGCACUGGCCAGAGCCGAGAUUGUCCAGAGAAGUAUUCGGAAGAGGAGAGCAAGAGCUCUCCCUGUGCCCAGCCUGGAGAGAUGGACGAGCUGCAGGAUGCCCGUGCGCCCACCAUCGCCCAGCUGCUGCAGGAGAAGACGCUCUACUCCUUCUCGGAGUGGCCUAAGGACCGAGUGAUCAUUAACCGCAUAGAUAAUAUCUGUCACGCCGUCUUAAAGGGCAAAUGGCCCUCUUCUAGCCAGCAGUUUGAAACACAAACCCUGAUGCCCACAUCAGUGUUAGCCAGCAACGCAGGCACUAGGAACAGCUUUGCCGAGCCAGAAGCCCCGGACCCCAGCUUCAACAACGGAGUGUUAGUUGCACAGGUACAAAAGGAAAGCUUCCUGGCUCCCGCCUUUACGAAGGAUGAACAAAAGCACAGGCAGCCCUAUGAGUUUGAGCUGGAGAGAGACGCCAAACCUAGACGUCUCGAACAGUUAGCUGCCUCGCACUCCCGUCCACCUGUAGUGCUGAACGGCUGGCGGGACUCUUCAGGGAACCUGGCCAGAGCAUCCGAUGGAUCGCCAGGAAACCCCUCUCCUUUCCCCCUGAACAGCAACCUGCCCAAGUUAGGGACGGUGCACUCCCUGCAGGGGUCCCUGGGCAUGGACUUGUCUGGCAUCCUCCAGGCAGGACUAAUCCAUCCGGUCACAGGGCAGAUUGUCAAUGGAAGCCUCCGGAGAGAUGAUGCUGCCUUGAGGAGACGACGGGGCAGGAGAAAAAAUGUGGAAGGGAUGGACCUUAUCUUCUUGAAGGAGAGGAGCCUUCAAACCGGGCUGCAGGAUGUUCAGGAAGAUCAGACCCAGCCUGCACAGAGCAGCCCGCACCCGGACGGGCCGGUCACCGCUACCUCAACUCCGCAUACGGUCACAGCCACAAGCAUCCGGACAGAGAAGGCUGUUCCAAACAAGAGUCUCCUGGACUGGUUAAGACAGCAGUCGGACUACACACUCGAUGUCCCCGGCUUCAGCACAAGUUUUUCAGACAAGCCCAAACAGAGGAGGCAGCGCUGCAAGGACCCCAGCAAACUGGACAUAAACUCACUCACGGGAGAGGAGCGGGUACCUGUGGUCCAUAAGGGUACAGGACGGAGGUUAGGGGGAGCCAUGGCACCAGCAUUGAAGGAAUUGCCAAGGUGGCUUGAUGCAAACUUGGAGUAUGCUGUUGCAGCAGACUGGGCUGACAUUGUUAAGCUUUCAGGAUUCCUCCCAGAAAGCAAGUUCAAUCGUAUCCUAACUGAGCCUGUGCUCCGAGACACCGGGCCCCGUCGAAGAGGGAGGAGGCCAAGAAGCGAACUUAUUAAAGCCCCUGGUGUUGUAUCGGAUUCUUCUUCUGGAAUGGGACCGUUAUUCAUGAAUGGACUUAUUGCUGGAAUGGAUCUAGUGGGACUUCAGAACAUGAGAAACAUGCAAGGCAUCCCUUUAACUGGGCUGGUUGGGUUUCCUGCUGGAUUUGCAGCAGUGCCUGCUGGUGAGGAUGUCAAAAGCACCCUAAGUAUGUUGCCUAUGAUGCUGCCAGGCAUGGCAACUGUACCGCAGAUGUUUGGUGUUGGAGGACUUCUCAACCCACCAAUGACAACUACUUGUACUUCAACUGCUCCAGCUUCAUUAACAAGCACAACUAAAAGUGGUACAUCAAAUAUGGAAAAAGCUAAUGAGGACAAACAAAGUAGCCAGGAUGUGAAAAAUGAACCUCUGUCUGAAGACAAACCUGGUCCUAGUUCAUUUUCUGAUCAGACAGAAUCUGCAAUAACUACCAGUAGUCCUGUAGCUUUUAAUCCAUUUCUUAUCCCAGGAAUGUCCCCUGGACUGCUCUAUCCAUCUAUGUUUCUUUCCCCUGGUAUUGGCAUGACAUUGCCAGGCAUACAACAAACCAGACACUCUGAGGCAACAAAUCUAGAAAGCCAGAAGCGGAAGAGAAAGAAAGCUAAAGGGGAACCAACAAAUCCAGAACCAGAAACUGUCUCGCUGUCUGAAAAAGAAGCUGCAAACAGUCAAAACUGUACAGAGCAAACCCAAUCUUUGUCAUCAGAGAAAGAACAUGACCUACAAGUGGAAGAGAAGGAGUUAAAAGAAAUUAACAAUACCAAUUAG
This is a messenger RNA of Emys orbicularis (European pond turtle), 8343 nucleotides long. It is a transcript of the gene CHD6, whose product is annotated as chromodomain helicase DNA binding protein 6. Bases 163 to 8343 code for a protein of 2726 amino acids. The record is from RefSeq and is a predicted model, not a curated record. Gene Ontology annotation, molecular function: protein binding; ATP binding; ATP-dependent chromatin remodeler activity. The transcript has 39 exons. Lineage: Eukaryota; Metazoa; Chordata; Testudines; Emydidae.